UUUUGGAAGCACACACAUGCUAACUUCGAAUGACAAUUAAACAUUUUACAUUGAACGUUUUGCCUGUCCAUCAUUUAUUUUGCAUGACAGUUACAUAUUUCAGUUAGGAAAUAUACAGACAUCAGGACAAUGAACCAAUUAAAAGCAAAUUUUGCUGUGAAAAGCAAGUAUGAAGCAUUUUAUACAGCAGGAAAAAUACAGGUUUCCAGUGAUGGCCUGUUUAUGUUCUGUGGUUGCGGUAACAAGGUGAAUGUGUUGGAGAUCGCCACGGGCAAGGUACAGAUCUGCAUCGGGGAGGAGCAGGAUGAGGAAAUUACAAGCUUCUGUGUCUCUCCAGACGAUCAGUAUCUGGUUCUGGCAACCCGCCACAUGCUACUGAGGCAGUGGGACUGGAGGAACAAGAAGCUCAUCAGGACAUGGAAGGGUAUUCACUUUGCUCCCAUACUGUGUAUGGGGUUUGACAGCACCUCCACCCUACUGGCUACAGGCAGUGCAGACUCCACUGUGAAGAUAUGGGACAUACACAGGCAGUACUGCACACACAACCUCAAGGGACAUCAGGGCAUCAUCAGUGUUGUUGCAUUCCACCCAGACAUCUCGCGGCUGCAGAUAUUCACAGCUGGAGAGGAUUACAAGCUGCGUGCCUGGGACCUGCAGACCAGCAGGUGUACACGGGACAUCGCUGCCCACUACAGUCUCGUCACUGGCAUUGCUUUCUCAAAGGAUGGACAGACUGUCUACACGUGUGGUAGAGAUGGCGUGGUGGUAAUCACAAACGUUGACACUCUUGCCGUGACCCGUACUGUGCCUGUGUAUGAGGUGCUAGAGUCUCUGGUUCUUAUACCAUCCACAUGUGAUUAUCCAGACAUUAAUGUAGACAGUGGGGCAGAUCACUUCAUUACAGCGGGAAAUAAAGGAACACUUAGAGUAUGGAACGCAGGAACAGGGAAGUGUGUCUAUACGACGGACUGUGUGCAAGCCAGGCACUCGAACACCAAACAGAUUGACGUUGUUGACGGCGACAAGUCAGAGGACACGGCACAGAACAUUGUGCAGCUUGUCUACACUGAGUCUGUGAACAGGGUCACCGUUGUGUCCUAUGACCAGAAUAUCGCCAUCCUGGACGUGGCCAAUCUGAGGCUAAAGAAGCAGUUUGCUGGCAACAAUGAUGAGAUACUGGAUGUGAAGUAUUUUGGUGAGGGGGGCCGGUAUGUGAUAGUAGCGACCAACAGUCCGCACAUCAAGGUGUUUGAGCUGGACACCUGGGACUGCCAGAUACUCUAUGGGCACACUGACAUCGUGCUAGCUGUGGACGUGAUCCCCAAUACAGACAUGUUUGUCAGCUGUGGCAAGGACAACACAGUGCGUCUAUGGAAAGUCAACCCUGAGUGUAAGCAGAUCACAUGCCUGGCUGUAGGUCAAGGUCACACCAAUGCUGUUGGAGCUCUGGCGUUAGCAAGGGCAAAGGGAAAGUUCUUGGUGACAGGGAGUGAGGAUUGUACACUGAAGCUGUGGAAUUUGCCAUCAAACUUUGACCUCUCAACGACCUUGGAGCUGAAGGCUGGGGUCACAGAAAAGGCUCAUGAUAAGACAAUCAGCUCCGUGGUAGUUGCUCCCAAUGACAGGUUCAUUGCUACAGGCUCCAUGGACAAGCUUGCAAAGCUGUGGGAUGCUAAGGACCUGUCGUUGCUAGGGGUAAUGAGGGGCCACAAGAGGGGCAUCUGGUGUGUGCAGUUCUCUCCCAUCGACCAGAUCCUUGCAUCGUCGUCAGGUGACGGGGAGGUGAAGCUGUGGUCACUGACAGACUUCUCAUGUGUUAGGACAUUUGAAGGCCAUGACUGUGCAGUUCUCAGGGUUGCAUUUCUGAUGAGAGGCAUGCAAUUGCUUACCACAGGCACAAAUGGCCUGGUGAAGCUGUGGACAAUCAAGUCCAACGAGUGUGUGAAGACAUUUGACGAGCACGGGGACAAGGUAUGGAGUCUGGCAAUGGGGGAGGCAGACGACACCUUCGUUACUGGAGCUGCUGACUCCAGUCUCAUUGUCUGGAAGGAUGUGACAGAAACUGAGCAGGAAGAAGCCAGACAGAAGAAGGAGACAGCCAUACUACAGGAGCAAGAGUUGUCUAACCUGAUCCACGAAAAGAAGUACCUGAAGGCGAUAGGGCUGGCUAUCACCUUGGAACAGCCCUUCCGUCUCCUCAAUAUCCUCAAAGAGAUCAUGUCUGGAGACAGCGGUAAUGACAAGCUCUACGAUACACUGGCCAAGCUGCGCAUGGACCAGAUUGAUGCCCUGUUGCGUUUCUCGGGCCAAUGGAACACCAACAGUCGUCACUGCCACGAGGCACAGCUUGUGGUCUCUUGCCUGCUCAGGAUGUACCCACCCACACGGCUAAAGGAGCUGGCCAAUCUCAAGCCUUCUGUGGAGGGACUUCUGCCUUACUCAGAGCGCCAUUUUGGACGCCUGUCUAGGAUGGUUCAGCAGGCCAUGUUCCUGGAGUACACGUGGCAGUGCAUGAAAGGCAUGGACACUGACAAAGUGAUGAGUCGUGAGGACAUGGUUCAGACAAGUGAUGUUACCAUGACUACAUCUGAUGGAACAUCUGCACACUCUGACCUAAGUGUUGGACGUUCAUUGUCAGAGAAAACUGUCAAUGCUUUUAGAAAUACAGACAUAAAAAAUACGGCUAGUAAAAACAUCAGUCAAAAGGAUGAGACAUCAAGUGAAGAAAGCUCAGAGAGCGAUGACGAAGACACAGCGACCACUCAAACAAACAAUAUUGCUAAUAAACUUGAUGAAUCAGAUGACCAUUCUGAUGAGGAGUCGUCUGAAAGUGAUCUUGACGUUAGAAGUAGCAGAGUAGUCAAGGGAAAGACUGAUAUAUCAGAUACCGACUCUAGCACUGUGCAAUUGAAACACAUAGAAAAACAGGAUGAAGAAUCCCAUACAGAUACUAGCGAAGAGGAAAGAGAUAAUGAGGACAUUGAGGAGGAUGUUCCUGUAAUCAGCACUGAGAAAGUUCAGAAGAGGCUCUUCAAAGAACAGCUGUCAAAGAAAAGCACAUACCCCAUACAGAAUAUAAGAUUUGCAACACCAUUGGGCAUAGAAGAGAAACCAAGAAAGCGGAAAAUAACAGACAAGUUCACAAAGGUGAAGGACACCAGUAAAAGGGCAGAGUCUAUCUUCACGAUUGACAGGAAAGGAGAGAAGCGAGACGGUGUGGGCGGGGCCAAAGUCAGCAUGGAAAAGAAGAGCCGCCUUGCUCAAAAGGUCACACGGGCUGACAGACUGAAGAAACCCAAACGUUUGUCAAGAUGAAGAUGAUGCUUAAAUUGAAAUGAUGUAAUAUAGUAGUACUGGUAUAAUAAAACAAUUUUUAUGCAUUA
Dreissena polymorpha is the source of this 3383-nucleotide messenger RNA. RefSeq names its product transducin beta-like protein 3. Gene Ontology annotation, cellular component: small-subunit processome; nucleolus; 90S preribosome. Gene Ontology annotation, biological process: endonucleolytic cleavage to generate mature 5'-end of SSU-rRNA from (SSU-rRNA, 5.8S rRNA, LSU-rRNA); endonucleolytic cleavage in 5'-ETS of tricistronic rRNA transcript (SSU-rRNA, 5.8S rRNA, LSU-rRNA). The record is from RefSeq and is a predicted model, not a curated record. Gene Ontology annotation, molecular function: U3 snoRNA binding; protein binding. The transcript is spliced from 23 exons. Lineage: Eukaryota; Metazoa; Mollusca; Bivalvia; Myida; Dreissenidae. Bases 130 to 3315 code for a protein of 1061 amino acids.